UGCAAUUCCCAAGCCGAAGGCAAUAGCGAAGCCCAUCCCUUCUCUCACCCCUCUUGUCUCUCGAUCUCUCCGCCCUUCGAUCCAUCUCGUUUAUAAAACCAAACAGAUUCUUAUAUUUAUUUUUGGAUCAAUUUUUUUCGAACACCAGUUACUUUGUUUUGUUUGACGAGAAGAUGGGCGCGGGAGAGCUCCUCAGCAUCGAACCUCUUGAGCUCAAAUUUCCCUUUGAAUUGAAGAAGCAGAUCUCUUGUUCUCUUCAACUCUCCAAUAAAAGUGAUAAUUAUGUCGCUUUCAAGGUCAAAACAACAAAUCCCAAGAAGUACUGUGUCCGACCAAAUGCUGGGGUUGUGUUGCCUCGCUCCAACUGUGAUGUUAUUGUUACGAUGCAAGCACAAAAGGAAGCUCCUACUGACAUGCAAUGCAAGGACAAGUUCUUGCUUCAAAGUGUAAAAACAAAUGACGGUGUCACUGCAAAGGAUAUCAAUGCAGAAAUGUUCAGUAAGGAGGCAGGGCAUCAUGUCGAGGAGUGCAAAUUGAGAGUGCUUUAUGUUUCUCCCCCACAACCACCCUCUCCUGUUCAAGAAGGGUCUGAGGAAGGGUCAUCCCCCAGGGGUUCUGUGUCGGACAAUGGGAAUGUUACUGGCACUGAUUUAUCUGCUGCAACAAGGGCAUUUGUUGAGCGGCUUGAACCUCAAGAAAAAUCUUUGGAGGCAAGAGCCCUUAUUUCAAAGCUGACUGAUGAGAAGAAUAAUGCGAUUCAACAAAAUAACAAGCUGCGUCAAGAAUUGGAACUCCUGAGACACCAAGGCAACAAAAACCGUGGUGGUGUAUCGAUAAUGUUCGUCAUCUUUGUUGGCUUGCUUGGCAUAUUUUUGGGGUAUCUCAUGAAGAAGACUUGAGCAGUUGCCCUCUAUGUCUUCGGCCAGCAGCUUCUUCAUCUUUCCUUUCCUCACCAGUCAAAGAAUGAUGAUGAAAGGAAAAGAAACUAAUGAACAGAACUUGGUGGAUUUCUUAGAUUUCUGCAACUAGCAAAAUUGUUUAGGUCAGGUGAUAUGUUGCAUGUAGCCGCCAUGCGGUGUGACCUGUGCUUGUAUUGACACCAUGAAGAUUCUUUUUGUAACCUAAGGUGGAUGAUUAUGCGCCCCCCUCUCCCCUCUUCAAUUUGAGUGAUUCUGGUAAUGGGAUGCUAAGAACUAUUCAUAAUCUACACAAUUUCGUUGUGCUGGAAAAAACAGUGAGA
Populus euphratica (Euphrates poplar) is the source of this 1240-nucleotide messenger RNA. Its product is annotated as vesicle-associated protein 1-2-like. Lineage: Eukaryota; Viridiplantae; Streptophyta; Magnoliopsida; Malpighiales; Salicaceae. Bases 174 to 899 code for a protein of 241 amino acids. Gene Ontology annotation, biological process: endoplasmic reticulum membrane organization. The transcript has 8 exons. The record is from RefSeq and is a predicted model, not a curated record. Gene Ontology annotation, cellular component: plasma membrane; endoplasmic reticulum membrane.